CAAUAACUGCUCUUCUAAGAUCUUUUCCUCUUCACCAACACAUGACCUCCUUCAACUAUGGUGAUGACUACAUUGGCACUGAGAGCUGCAACAUUGACCUCCACGACGACGUUGUCCUCCACCACUGCGACCUAUCCACUGUUGUGGCCUCCAAGAGCACUGCCAAGAGAAAGGAAAAGAGAGAGUUGCCGCCCCCUAUACCCCACAUGGAAUUCGUGUUGAGGAGACACUACACCGCCGAUGGAAGAUUGAUCUUAAAAGAAGAAAAGCUCAAGAAUCACGAGUGCUUCACAAUGCACAGAGCCAAUGGUCGUCUCACCAUGCAUCUUGUUGCCCUCUAUCAGGAAGAAGAAAAAGAAGAUGAUGAUGAUGAUGAUGAUGAUGAAGAAGAACAAGAAGACGAAGAAGCUCUUACUCCAGUUGAGAUUAGGUUAAGAAAAGAACAGGUUGAAGACCAACAUUGUAGUAUAAUAGUUCAGGGUUAA
Vigna angularis (adzuki bean) is the source of this 485-nucleotide messenger RNA. Its product is annotated as protein FANTASTIC FOUR 1. The record is from RefSeq and is a predicted model, not a curated record. Lineage: Eukaryota; Viridiplantae; Streptophyta; Magnoliopsida; Fabales; Fabaceae. The transcript has a single exon. Bases 42 to 485 code for a protein of 147 amino acids.